Molecule: messenger RNA, 3003 nt
Organism: Carassius auratus (goldfish)
Lineage: Eukaryota; Metazoa; Chordata; Actinopteri; Cypriniformes; Cyprinidae
Product: coiled-coil domain-containing protein 28B-like
Exons: 6
Coding region: 227-868 (213 amino acids)
Source: RefSeq, a predicted model, not a curated record
GCUCCACCAUAGUACUAAUCAGUAGAAUCGCGGUCGGGAAGCAAGGAGAGUUCACGCUAGAAUAGUAAAGUGCUCUGUCUCUGCUGUUAAACCGGAAUCCUGCGUUAUUGGAAUGGAGAAAUCAACACGGGCGCCUUAAAUUUACGUUCAAAAGUUCGAGCCGCAUCCUUGUCCGCGAGCCGCUUAGAGCUUUUGUCAGUGUGUCUUAGAAAGUGCCACUGGCCUCAUGGAAGACAAGAGGAAGAAAAGGAGUCCCAAAGUGUCCCUUCCCCAGCCUCCUCCUCCACCAAUCAACCCUCGAAAGCUUACUGUUCUCCCAGCGAGUAAAAGUGCCACAUUCUCAUUGGGUUUACCCCAGCCGCCCUCGCCCAAACCCAGAGGCAAGUACAAGAGAUCGGUGGGGGCAAUGGGUCCGUCUAAAGAAGCUCUCGCUGUUCCUGUGGUUCCCCCCAAAAACACAAGGCCUCACAGAGAGAAACCCAGAGCUCCUCAGCCUGCUGGACCCAGCCGAGUGUCCCAGUCGUCCUCACCCCUCCAGCACUCAUUCCUCACCGACGUCUCUGAUGUGAGAGAGAUGGAGGGAGGACUGCUCAACUUGCUCAAUGACUUUCACUCUGGAAAGCUACAGGCUUUUGGUAAGGUGUGCUCCUUUGAGCAGCUAGAGCAUGUGAGGGAGAUGCAGGAACGUCUGGCCCGGCUGCAUUUCAGUCUGGACAGUCAUGUGGAGGAGCUGUCUGAAGACCAGAGAAAAAACGCUUCGGACCGCAAUCUAGAACAUUUGCUUUCUAAUCUGGAAGAAUUGAGCAGCUCAAUACAGAAACUCCACCUGGCAGAAAAUCAAGACUUACCCAAGACCUCCAGCACCUGAAGCGGGAAACCAAAUCCAGCCGACUAUCAAAUCACUGUGCCGACCAAAACCCUAGUUGCCAUGGCUACAACUCAACUACAAGUUACUGAAGCACCAUCAUCGUGAUCUGUGGCUAAUGCAAUGCUAAGUGAUGGCAACAGCUUCAAAGCACAUUCUCCAUAUAAACGAAAUUCAACUGCAAAAAUGGUUGAAAAAAAAAUUUCUUCUUUUUUUAAAUGUUUUGAUCUUAGCAUUGAAAUGUUAAUAAUUUAAAUGGUUUUGAGCCUAAAAGCUAAAUCGCACCCUUUUUGUUGCCAUGUUUAAAGGGAUAGUUCACCCAAAAAUGAAAAUCCGUCAUUAAUUACUCACCCUCAUGUCGUUCCAAACACGUAAGACCUUUGUUCAUCUUCGGAACACAUAUUAAGAUAUUUUGAUGAAAUCUGAGAGCUUUCUGACUCUGCGUAGACAGCAAGGGAACUGCCAUCCUCAAGGCCCAGAAAGAUAUUAAGGACAUCGUUAAAAUGGUCCAUGGGGCAUCAGUGGUUCAACCUUAAUUUUGUGAAGCUACGAGAAAACUUUUGAGAGCAAAGAAAACAAAAGUAAAACAUGUAUUCAACAAUUUCUUCAGGUCAGUCUCCACCGCUAUUCACAAGAGUACCAUGACGCAUGCAUGUGGUGAUAUAUAGAGCUUCAUAAAAUUGAGGUUGAACCAAUGAUGCCAUGUGGACUAUUUUAGCGAUGUCCUUACCAGCUUUCUGGCUCUUGAGCGUGGUAGUUCCCUUGAUGUCUAUGGAGGGUCAGAGAGCUCUCGGAUUUCACCAAAAAUAUCUUAAUGACUAUGCCUUUAAGUGGUUUAUUUGGAUAAAUAAGAAUUGUCCAUACUUUAGACAUGGCAUGAGUUGAUUUCAUUCAUUACUGGUAAAGUUUGACUUAAAAUUAUUAGAUCAACAAUGUCAAAAGUGAAUGAGAAGAUGAACAUUUACAUUAUCAGUCAAUCAGCACAUACACAAUUGAUCUUCAUUUUGUAGUUCAUCAGUGUUCUCAGAAAUGAUGUCGUAAAUGGCUGCGGAGUAGCUAUAAACUCACUCAGGACUGUUUUAGAUCAGUGAUCUUAGUGCCUCUUCUCACUGUCUAGAUUACAUUGAUUGUUUUAUCAUAUAGUUUUCAUGGUACUAUCCAAAUGUGGAACUGGAUUUUUUUGUAGAUGUUUGUACAUUAAAAUAUAUACAUUGUAUAAACCUUAUACACCUUGUUUGUAAACUAGAGUUUUAAUGUUGAUUUAGGAACAAUUAUGAUAGAAGUUAUUUGUUAUUCUUGAUGGCACUGAUGGAAAUGUACAGUAUGUGUAUGUUAUCGUUGCAUAAACUAAAGUAAAAAAAUAAUGGAGUCAGGCAUUUCAAAUUUCAGAUUCUAAAAAGUUGACAUCCAGUACUCUUUGGGUAAUUGUAGAAUUAUAGAUGAGUUGACCAGUGGAAUUUGUCCAUUUCUUGGAGCACAAAAUAGUUUUUGAACCUUGUAGAUCUGCAGUCUGUACUCCAAAGCACAAAAUAACAGAGUACAGUAGUAUCUAAUACAAGUCAGGAGGUUCUGACAAGCUAAAGUGGAUGUAGGACAAAACUACUGCAAAAAAAACUGUGACAUAGUCCAUAAUACAUAGUACAAUCUCACUAACAUCCCUAUAAGGAUAGUCUUCCCAUUUUACACCAGUUUCAGUGAUAAUCCAUCAGCACAACAUAUGGACAGGUUUAAGAAAAAGCUAAUGAUCUACACCAGUUUGAUUAUUAUAUUUCAUGAUGCAGUAAUAUCACUUUACAGCCGACCUCUGCUACGCCUGCUACCUCCAACUAUUUCAAUAUAGACUCAAUACUGUUUCCUUGAGGGAGGUCUGUUUAAAUCGAUAUCAGAUUGUUUCAUGUCAGGAUCUGAUCCUGCAUCAGCAUGCACAGGCUGUUUUCUCUUCCCUCACUGCCUGAGUCUAAAGCAUUGAAAGAAUCAUGUAAAAAUAAAUGAAGUUAGUAUUCUUUCUGUGAAUUUCAAACAUUUCAAAAAGAAAAUAUUUGUGUGCUUUGCUUUUUGUCCACAUUCUUGUUUCGUUCAACAAUGCAUAUAAGCUAUUUUCUAUUUGUGUGCUUUAAGUAAUAAAACAAUACAACAAU